AUGUCUGAUUCAGGUGGGUGUACUCUCACGCCUCAAGCACGUGCCUUCAGUUCCAUCUUGUCAGCUUUCAUUGGAUCAGUCGUCAACGGCCUUACCUCUGGUUACAUGAUCGCAUUCAUAACUGGCUGGAUUGCAUGGUUUGCAUUCUUCCGCGUCGUUAUCGGUGGAUCAUAUAUGUUCUACCGCAGCGUGACGGGGACAUGGACAGUCGAACAAAGUGUCGACCAAUACGAAAUACCCAACAGAGCAACGUCUCCCGACCCCGAAUCAGAUGCCCAGGCUUCUCUCAUCAAUCGAGGAUCCAACAAUCAACUAUACGAAAAUCCCGCUCGAAACGCAUCAACAACCCACCCCCCUAUCUUAAGCGAGCUCCCACUCAGCUCUGCAGAAGAAUACCUUCGCACCGUCUACACCACCGUCUUCACCCAAGACACCUCCCUCGCCCACCUCCCCAAGCAAUCCCCCCUCAGCACCUUCUGGCCCACACGCUCCGACCUCUUAAUCCGCCAACAAACCACCCGCCUCGCCCAACAAAAGCGCUCCGAGCUCCGCACCCACUUCGCCUCAACCCAGGACCUCGAACGCGCCCUCCGCGCCUACCCACGCCUCUACAAACAAGGCAAACUAUCCGGUCUCCCACCACCACUCAUGUCCCCCUACCUCGCGCCGCUGAACCGCGACGUCACCGUCCUGGGCUGGAUCGGCUGGGUAUACAGCGCCGUCUACGCGCCCAUCUCGCAGAUAAUCUGGAUAGCAGCCAAUGCAUCGACCUCCUCCUCCUCCUCCGGCAUAGCCAAGAUCGUAAAAGGGAUUUCCGUAGCCGUCACAGCUUUACCUCUCUGUCUCGACUCCCGCGUCCGUUUCGCGGACUCGUUGCAGAAGAAGAAGCGGUUCGGUGGGACGUGGGCUUAUUAUGCUUUUAACCUGACCAACGCCGCGAGCUGUACAUUGCAAGGCCUCCUCUGCGGCGCCCUGCUCGUCUGGGGCGUGGUUGAAGCGCGCAGCGACACGGAUCCUUUCUUCGCGUCAAGCUUUCCUUGGCCGCUGGUGGCGAUCUAUCCUAUCUUCUCGCUCGUCUGGGCGUUUGGCAGUUUUAGGAUCGUGCCGAUGAUGGAUGGGGGGAGGAAGAGAGCGUCGCAGGCGCAUUGGGCGGGGUAUUUUUUGGAUGUGGGGAUGGGGGUUUUUGCGGGGUUGUUUUUGGCGGCUCCGGCGUUUGCGUUGUAUUUUUCGAGUGUGGAGCCGGGGAUGGGGGAGGAGGGGGCGAGGGAUUUGGGGCAGUUUUUGGAGUGUGAGGUACCGGGUUGGCAGAAGUUUUCUGCUAUAUUUCCUUAA
Mollisia scopiformis is the source of this 1332-nucleotide messenger RNA. RefSeq lists its product as uncharacterized. The coding region runs from base 1 to 1332 and encodes 443 amino acids. Lineage: Eukaryota; Fungi; Ascomycota; Leotiomycetes; Helotiales; Mollisiaceae. The transcript has a single exon. The record is from RefSeq and is a predicted model, not a curated record.